CCUCCCAAAGUGCGUCCCGGCUUCCGUCAUCUCGACCACCGCUUAAGUGGGCUUUCUCUGCCCGCGUUGGCGAUUAACUGCGUCGAGUUGCGGCGCGCGGCUUUUUUUGUUUGUUUACGAACAACUUAAGGCGCGGCGAUUCGGCGAGCUGCGCGGGGCAGGUGCCCGAGAGGCCGGGACAGCCAUGUCGGACAGUGAAGGCAGCAACUCCUCGGACAACGAGGAGCAGGAGAGCUUCCACGGCAGUGAGGCCGAAGAGGCAGAGGAGGAUGAACCGUCAGAGAAGGGCAGCGUUACUGGCAGCGAUAAGGAAGGAGAAGGCGAGGACUUGGUAGAUGAAGACGAGUAUGAUGAGGAGGAGGAAGAGGAGGAGGAGUCGGGUCGGACAAGGAAGAAGCCUCGUCACAGCCAGUUCAUCUUGGAUGAAGCUGAUGUUGAUGAUGAAUAUGAGGACGACGAACAGUGGGAAGAUGGAGCAGAAGACAUCCUUGAGAAAGCCACAAACAUUGAUGAUGUUCCGAUUCGAAAUGAUGACAAUUCUGGUGCGCGGAGGUUGCAGAACCUAUGGAGGGAACAGCGUGAGGAGGAAUUGGGUGAGUAUUACAUGAAGAAGUACGCCAAUAGCUCGACUGGAGAACACUAUGGAGUUGGUGGUUCCGAUGAACUAUCAGAUGACAUUACUCAACAGCAACUGUUGCCUGGAGUCAAGGAUCCCAAUUUGUGGACCGUGAAGUGCAAGCUUGGCGAGGAACGAGCAACAGCCAUUGGACUGAUGCGGAAGUUCAUUGCUUACCAGUUCUCGGACACUCCAAUGCAAAUCAAGUCCGUGAUAGCCCCGGAGCACCUGAAGGGCUACAUCUACAUCGAGGCCUACAAGCAGACCCAUGUUAAGCAGGCCAUCGAGGGAGUCGGAAACCUGCGCAUGGGCUUCUGGAACCAGCAGAUGGUGCCCAUUAAGGAGAUGACGGACGUGAUGAAGGUGGUGAAUGAGGUGACCAACCUCAAGCCAAAGUCCUGGGUGCGCCUCAGGCGGGGCAUCUUCAAGGAUGACAUUGCGCAGGUGGAUUAUGUGGAGCCCAGUCAGAAUACCAUUGGGCUGAAGCUCAUCCCACGCAUUGACUAUGAACGCAUCAAAUCCCGCAUGAGCAUGAAAGACUGGUUUGCCAAGAGAAAGCGCUACAAGAGGCCACCACAGAGACUCUUUGACGUCGACAAAAUAAGGUCUUUGGGAGGCGAGGUGACAUCAGAUGGUGAUUUUCUGCAGUUUGAAGGAAACAAAUACACCCGAAAGGGUUUCCUCAUUAAGGGCUUCGCCAUGUCGGCUGUGAUCAUUGAGGGAGUGAAGCCUACGCUAUCUGAGCUGGAGAAGUUUGAGGAUCAGCCAGAAGGAGUCGAUUUGGAGCUCGUCUCUGAAGCAAAGGGUAAAGGUGAGAAGGAUCACAACUUCCAGCCUGGAGACAACGUGGAAGUGUGCGAGGGAGAGUUGAUCAAUCUGCAGGGCACAGUGCUCAGUGUCGAUGGCAACAAAAUCACAAUCAUGCCAAAGCACGAAGACCUCAAGGACCCGCUCGAGUUCCCAGCGCAUGAACUGCGCAAGUACUUCAAGAUUGGCGACCACGUGAAGGUGAUCGCGGGCCGAUACGAGGGCGACACAGGACUCAUCGUGCGUGCAGAGGAGAACUUUGUCAUCCUCUUCUCUGACCUCACCAUGCACGAGCUCAAGGUGCUGCCGCGCGACCUGCAGCUGUGCUCGGAGACGGCGUCGGGCGUGGACUCGGGCGGGCAGCACGAGUGGGGCGAACUGGUGCUGCUUGACCCACAGACCGUGGGCGUAAUUGUGCGCCUUGAGAGGGAGACCUUCCAGGUGUUGAAUAUGUAUGGAAAAGUGGUAACGCUGAAGCACCAGGCGGUGACGAAGAAGAGAGACAACCGGCACGCUGUGGCUCUUGACUCAGAGCAGAACAACAUCCAAGUGAAGGAUAUCGUCAAGGUUAUUGAUGGUCCCCAUUCGGGCCGAGAGGGGGAGGUGAGGCACCUGUAUCGCAGCUUCGCGUUCCUGCACUCAAAGAGGCUUGUGGAGAACGGAGGCAUGUUCGUGUGCAAGACUCGGCACGUGGUGCUGGCUGGUGGGGCCAAGCCGAGAGAUGUGACCAACUUUUCAGUCGGGACAUUUGCCCCCAAAAGCCCUCGCCUCGCCAGUCCCAUGCAUCCCAGCGGAGGAGGUAUGCAGAGAAUGCAGCAGAACAUGGGCCGUGGCAGAGGCCGCAGAGACACGGAGCUCAUUGGGCAGACGGUGCGCAUCACCCACGGUCCUUACAAAGGAUACAUUGGUGUGGUCAAGGACGCGACAGAGUCGACUGCUCGUGUUGAGCUGCACUCAACGUGCCAGACCAUUUCAGUGGACAGGACCCGCCUCCAUUCUAUGCGGGAUGGGAUCAGGAGGACUGGCCAGACAUCCACGUAUGGUCGCACACCCAUGUAUGGGUCCCAGACUCCGAUGUAUGGGUCUGGCUCACGCACGCCAAUGUAUGGAUCGCAGACGCCCCUGCAUGAUGCCGGCAACAGGACACCGCACUAUGGCUCCCAGACACCACUGCAUGAUGGAAGCCGUACACCGGGACAGAGUGGCGCCUGGGAUCCCAGCAACGCUAACACCCCAUCCAGGCAAGAUGAGGAUUUUGAGUACACAUUCGAUGAGCCGUCACCAUCUCCACAGCCCUAUGGGGGCCAGUCCACACCGCAGACGCCAGGGUACACAGAUGUGCCCUCCCCUCAAGUCAACACCACCUACAACCCGCAGACGCCUGGCACACCGGCCCUGUACAACACGGAUCAAUACUCCCCGUACCCGACGCCCUCGCCACAAGGCUCGUACCAUCCAACGCCGAGCCCACAGAGUUUCCAUCCAGCACCCAGCCCCAUGGGUUACCAGAACACGCAGUCACCCGCCAGCUUCCAUCCGACUCCAUCUCCCAUGGCAUACCAGUCGAGCCCCAGCCCAAGCCCGCUUGGCUACAGCCCCAUGACGCCGGGCGCAGGCUCGCCAGCCGGAUACAACCCGCUCACGCCAGGCUCCGCCAUCGACCCCAGCACGGCCGAUUGGCACACCAUCGAUAUCCUGGUGGGCGUGCGCGACAGCUCGCCCGAUACCCAGCUGGUGGGGCAGAAGGGAGUCAUACGCAGCAUCUCGGGUGGAAUGUGCUCAGUUUACCUGCCUGACAGCGACAAAGUAGUGAGCAUUGCCAGUGACCAUCUAGAGCCAGUUAUCCCUGCAAAAUAUGACAAGGUCAAGGUGAUUCUGGGCGAAGAUCGCGAAGCAACUGGGACUUUAAUCAGCAUCGACGGAGAGGAUGGCAUCGUGCGCAUGGAGCUGGACAACCAGCUUAAGAUCCUUAACUUGCGCUUCCUGGGCAAACUGGAGACCUAACCCAGCUGCCUCCACACCUCAGCAGGCACAUCGGUUUGUGAGCAUAGAAAUGUGAGUGGGUCAUAGCCCCACAAUGUUUAGGUGGUCCCCACUCUCUCCCCAACUGUUCUGAUUCUUACUUAGUGCUGCAAUAACAAAGGACAGCAUUUCAGAAGCACUUCCUUUCAAUGCACCAGUAAAUCUGAUAAAGAGCAUUUUUGGAAGGUAUUGUCCAGCUUCUUUGGUUCUUUCUUUACCGAAAGAACCAAAGAAGAUGAAUCAUUGCAGUCACGAAAGCUUUAAAUCGAAAUUUAUUGUCCAGCUUAUUGGACAAUGCAUGACCACACUUUUUUAAACUCAUUGUUAUGCCUGAUUUUUCCUUUUUCAGAUGUUAUAUUUUUCAGAGCCAUUAUAAUGCAGUUUCAAAAUAUGCUCUUGUAAUAUUUUGAUUUCUUACCUGGUCUUGUAUUAAAUUGCAAAUGUAUGCAAUGUACGGAUUAUGGUGUGGACAGUCCUGAUGCCACACAUUCUAUUCAAAUAGACUGUCAACUCGUGUUCAUCUAAUUGCUUGGGUUGUCCAAAUUCCCAACUUACGUGUUUGUAUUUGUGGUUGAUAUGCACCACGGAAUAUAGCUCCACAACUUUUUUCAUUUUACCCUCUUAUUGUACAUGAGACAUAAGUAUGUUCAGAGUGGGGUGAGUGGGAACAUGGUUGUUAUAAAGACUAAACAGUUGGCAAACUUGUUUAUAAAACAUAGAGCAUUUUUACCAAAAGGUCAUUGUUUGAUACAUUGGUGUUCAAAGCUUCAACAUUUUUAUUACAGCUUUGGUCGUGACCUUGCUUAUUUAACAAGCACUGAUCUUAUGUUGAAGCAGAAUUAUUUGUUCCUUUGAAUAUUGCUUGCUUUCAAGUUCAUUUGUGUUUGCAUCAAAUGAUUGCAAGCCACAUUAACAUUUAACGUGUGAACAUUUCUCUUUCUAUUGCCAGUUUGAUAUUAAGAUAGAAUACUUGUCUUGAUGAAAGUCUAAUGGGAAACCCUGCAGUCUAAGACAACAAUGAUGCAAUUAUCAGUGGUAUGUUGCAUUUUAAUUGUUCUCAGAAAUGUUACCAUACAGUUCAUAAUGGAGUACAUCAUUGUGUAAGUUAAUUACAUGUGGGAAGCAUUGUUAUAAACAAAUAUAAACUGAAAGCAUGGUCCACUUGCAUUAUGGUUCAUCUCCCAGAAAGUGCCUGCUGAAAAGAUGCCAUUUAUUAGAAUGUGAUACAUUCAAUGAAAGUACGUUGCAAAAUAGUGUGUCAUUACCGAAAAGUACACAGCAAUAGUUUACCCGGAGGUUAAAACAGUUUAUGUAAAUGUUGCAGUGCGACUAAAAACUAACUAAAUUUCAAUGUCUAGUUUAAAUGAUCCAUUAACCAUUGUAGAAUUUGGUGCCAUUUUAUUUGAGCAUAGUCUUGUAUUUAGAGCUGUAUUUCACAUUAUUUUUCUUUUGACAUAUAAUAGUGUGCUCUGUUAUUUGCUUAUAUUGUACCAGUGGUAGUACCCAUUAACCCUACGUGUAAUAUUGUUAAAAUACAGCAUUUACGUCACAGAAGUUGCAACAUUGUAAAAUUCGUCCCGAUACUGUUUGAAAGCAAGUACAGUAAAGUGCUUCGGCCGUCUAAUAUGUUGAACAUGGUGAGCUGGAAUGAACCUUGGAAGUCUGUUCACUUAUAACUCUGGAUGUAUAAUAAAACAAUAAAACACAUCUUGACAA
Molecule: messenger RNA, 5161 nt
Organism: Petromyzon marinus (sea lamprey)
Lineage: Eukaryota; Metazoa; Chordata; Hyperoartia; Petromyzontiformes; Petromyzontidae
Gene: SUPT5H
Product: SPT5 homolog, DSIF elongation factor subunit
Biological process (GO): regulation of DNA-templated transcription elongation; transcription elongation-coupled chromatin remodeling; transcription elongation by RNA polymerase II
Cellular component (GO): DSIF complex
Molecular function (GO): protein binding; mRNA binding
Source: RefSeq, a predicted model, not a curated record